CAUGGGAAUAGUAGACUAACUAACGAAGUAAAUUACUAUACAGUAUCCGAACCAGUCACAAGUUCCCCGAGAUACAAUGUAAAUAUAGGUACAGCCGGCGGAAUGGCAACGUAUAGUUAAAUACAACAUAGGCAAACAAUAUUGCGAUAUUGCCAAGUGCGUGAAUUUAAAUAUUUAACACACAAUUGUUUGAAUAAAGGUUUACGAUAACAGAGGUUUACAUAAUAUGGUUUGCUUUAUAAUUGGGAAAAUCAUUUGUGAUAAAAUCGCAUUCGGUAAGAGCAGUACAGGCAUAUAUGUUUAAGAUUAAUAAAGGACCGUAUAGAGUUACAGUGAAAGUAUAUGCAACAGCUCUGGUACGAUGUGUGGUCUGUUAUAUAGUAGGUUGGGGUAGGAUUGUUUAUGUUUCUACUUUUAUCGACUAUUUGGUAGUAAACGAAGAAUAUUUACAGAAUUAUAUAAACGUAUUGCCACGAAUGAGUUUUGUUAGUGUUAAAAACGCAAUUGGAAAAUAUAGGAUACUAAGUUAACGGUAACCAUUUUACCCUACAGCGCAAUAUAUUCAAAUGUUGAGGCUCAAUAUUUUACACUAAGCAUAUACGGUUAAUAAAGGUAAAUAAAUGAAUUGACGAAGUACACCUUUUCUUUACAAAGCCGCCCAUAAUGGGUUGUGGGUAUGUCACGUAUGAGGUGUAAUUAAUAACAGUCGUUAACGGUAAGGGUUCAAGUGCUACAGACGUGAGUAUGCGAUUGCUGAAGUAAACGGAGUUCUACUUUAAACUUUCUGUCAGCGUUCGAAACGUCUUCGGACAAAAGAAAACGAACAAUACGCGAAACGAAAUCCUUUCGAAAGAAAAACACUGGAGUGUUAUUGUUACGAAAUAUUUCACAGCGCAGAUACAAUUGAGGUUACAACGCGAAUAAAGUCUUAUAUAUAUAUAUAUAUAUAUAUAUAUAUAUACCGAACUUGAAAGUAUUUGUUUAUUCAAUUUGCCCUAUCUAGAGAUUAGCGUCAUAAGAAAAUGAGCAAAUCUCGUGAGAGUGCCAGAAAGUCCAACGAAGACAACAGUUUUCUGCUUAAGGGAAAAGUAAAAGAUUUAGAAGCCGAAGUUACGAAACUUAAACAGAGACUUGAGGAUCUCAGGAAAGCUAAAAACAGCACAAUUGUUAAACGGGAACGGGAAGUUGUGCAAGUGGAGCAACCUAACCUUGGUAGAUCUGCUGGCGUAGAAACUUAUAAAUAUAAAGAACUUGAACGAAAACUUGCGGAAUCUGAACUGAGGAAUAAAAACUCCGUGCGUGAAUGCCAGGAGCUACAAGAUCGGGUUAAAGCAAUUGAAGAAGAAAAUGUUAAGCUGGCUAAAGACCGGGAUAUGUGGAAGUCGAAAUUCGAGCAGGGGGAGAGAGAUUUUGGGUUGGUGAGAGAAACACACGCAGCUGAAAUGGAGAGGAUUAAAGCGGAAUGUCGAGAAAAAAGCGCGGCUGCUGAUGACGCGAAUACGGAGUUGGAAAGAUUGAGAGAAAGAUUGGAGAUGAAGGCGAUGCAAGAAGAAAAUAAACACAAAGAAAAUCACGACAGGGAGGGAUUUAUAAACGGCCUAAUGAGCGAAAACGCUGAUUUGAGAACAAAAAUUGAAUCCUUAUACAACGAACUCAGCGUGAAGGAAGCGAAAUGGUUGGAAGCCUCAGAUCGAAUGAAUCAAGACUUGCGAGAAAAGUGGGACACCAAGUAUGCUGCAUGGAUGACGGAGACCGAGAGACGAAUUAUUGAAUUAAAAGAAGCGAAUUUACUGUUAAAAAGUGCAUUGUCUAAGGGGGGACCUAAACCUACAGAGGGGAAUGAGGCGCUGGACUGAUAGGGAAUUUGAAUAAAUGAAAUUUUAAAGUGCAA
Molecule: messenger RNA, 1891 nt
Organism: Ciona intestinalis (vase tunicate)
Lineage: Eukaryota; Metazoa; Chordata; Ascidiacea; Phlebobranchia; Cionidae
Source: RefSeq, a predicted model, not a curated record